GCAGUUGAUCGUGGGCAUGCUUCUGAUUUUGCUGAGGCACGGCUGCGGAAUCAAGUUCACGCUGCUCCACACGAACGACAUGCACUCCUGGUUCGAUCCGCAGUCGGAGAGCGGUGGAAAGUGCCAGGCGGGCGACGAUAAGCAGGGACGCUGCUUUGGGGGAUUUGGUCGCGUGGCCACUGCCGUCUCAGAGGCCAGGAAGGCGGGCACGGUGAUCUAUUUGAAUGGCGGUGACACGUUCCAGGGCACUCCCUGGUACACGAUCUACAAGGGGAAAAUGGUGGCUCAGCUGAUGAAUAUGCUGGCCCCCGACGCCAUGGCGCUGGGUAACCACGAGUUCGAUGAUGGCGUCGAUGGACUCGUCUCGUUUCUGGAGCUGGUCAAGUUUCCUGUAUUGGGCUGCAACCUGGAUCUGCGGAAGGUGCCCAAGCUGCAGGCCUUGAAGCAGCUGGUUAAAUCCACGAUCAUCACCAAGGAGCACACAAGGAUCGGAAUUGUGGGCUAUAUACGGCCUGAUACUAAAGAUCGUGUCCAGCCAAGCGAUGUGGUGUUCACCAAAGAGAUACCCGCCAUUAACGCGGAGACAAAGAAGCUUUUGGAUCAAGGGGCUACCAUCAUCAUUGCUCUGGGACACGCCGGAAUCGAAAAGGACAAGGAGAUAGCCAGGGACUGUCCAGAUGUGGACAUUGUCGUGGGCGGCCAAUCGCACACGUUCCUCUACACGGGUAAGCCCCCAGACAAGGAACUGCCCGAGGAUCGCUAUCCCACCAUCGUUUUUAAGCCGGAUGGGAUCAAGGUGCUCGUCCUGCAGGCAUAUGCCUUCACCAAAUAUCUGGGCUUCAUCGAUCUGGAGUUCGACAAUGUCGGCAACCUGUUGAGCUUUAAGGGCAAUCCCAUUCUUCUGGACAACUCGGUCGAACCCCGCCGGGAUGUCCAGGAACUGUUGGACAGAAAGCGCAAGGUAAUCGACGACAUGGAACAACACGUGGUAGGCACUACCAUGGUGCACCUAAACGGGGAUCGGACCAGCUGCAGAUUGGGGGAGUGUAACUUUGGGAACAUUAUCGCCGACAGCUUGGUCUAUGCCCGAGUGCUGGAGCAGACGGGUGAAAGGAAACACUGGACGGAUGCGGCCAUUGGGUUGAUGAAUUCCGGAGGGAUACGGGCCUCGAUCGGUCCGGCCCAGUCGGGGGCCAUCACGGAGGCGGACGUGAUGGCCGUGUUGCCCUUCGACAGCGACCUGUACUACACCAGAAUCAGUGGCGAUCACCUAAUGAAGGCCUUGGAGCACUCUGCUGAUCAGCGAGACACGGAGUCGACUGGGGGCUAUCUACAGGUGUCCGGAUUGCGCCUCAAGUUCAACUACAACCGCACCAAGGGCCAGCGUAUCUCGUCGAUCCGCGCCCGGUGCACCAACUGUCAAAUACCCUUCUACGAGAUCGUCGACAGGGAUAAGUACUAUGGUGUGAUUGUGCCCUACUUUCUCCUGGCCGGCGGCGAUGGACACAGCUUUGUGGAUCCCGACCAGCCAGAGUUCUCCAAGCUGUUAAUGAACGAUCGCGAGGCGCUGAUCAGGUACCUCCAGGAGCACAAGAUCGUCUAUCCAGAGCGUGAGGAGCGCAUCAUCGGCCUGGAGAGGAAAGCGUCCUGCUCCAGCAGGAUUCUGGCAAGGCUUUUACUCAUUUUGUUUUCCCCUAUUCACUUCACACUUCAAUGAUUACGUAAAAGA
Messenger RNA from Drosophila persimilis, 1729 nucleotides. Its product is annotated as protein 5NUC. The transcript has 6 exons. Gene Ontology annotation, molecular function: metal ion binding; hydrolase activity, acting on ester bonds; nucleotide binding. Gene Ontology annotation, biological process: AMP catabolic process. The coding region runs from base 17 to 1717 and encodes 566 amino acids. Gene Ontology annotation, cellular component: plasma membrane. NCBI's taxonomy places the organism in Eukaryota, Metazoa, Arthropoda, Insecta, Diptera, Drosophilidae. The record is from RefSeq and is a predicted model, not a curated record.